Molecule: messenger RNA, 2651 nt
Organism: Amphimedon queenslandica
Lineage: Eukaryota; Metazoa; Porifera; Demospongiae; Haplosclerida; Niphatidae
Product: sister chromatid cohesion protein PDS5 homolog B-like
Exons: 26
Coding region: 120-2651 (843 amino acids)
Biological process (GO): mitotic sister chromatid cohesion; DNA repair
Cellular component (GO): nucleus; chromatin
Source: RefSeq, a predicted model, not a curated record
GUAACUAUUAAUCUACUGCCACACCCACUUUCUGCGCCGCCCCGCCAUUUUUUCAGGAGUUCAGAACUUACAGCAGCAGCUGAAGGAAAGGUUGUAAGGUUUUUGGAAGCUCUUAGGCCAUGCCUCGACAAAGAAAGCAACGAGGAGCUGGCUCUAGUGCUUUACCAUUUAAAGAAAUAACGGCCAAACUCGCUAACGAGGAGCUUAUCAAGAGAUUAAAAGAUUGUUUGAAUUAUCUUGAAGAUAUCGAUGAAGUGGUGGAUGGGACGAACGAUGAAUUGAUCACUCUCUCGCUGGACCUCCUUUCUCCCUCAAUCCUCAAUAAAACUGAUGAAACACGUUCACUUGUGGCUCUAGUACUCGCUAACCUCUACAGACUGUUCUUACUUGAUAUUCCACACAACGAGAAGCAGAAGAAAUCUGUAUUCAGGUUGUUCAUUUCUUCAUUUGAUUCUCUCAAGAAGUCCUCUGACUCACUUUACAAACAAACUUACUCUCUUUUAGAGAUACUAUCAGUACUGUCGUUAUUCAACAUGUGCUUGAAGUUUGACGAUCAAGACAUCCUCGUUGAGCUAUUCAAGAAGAUACAAGAAAUAAUCAGAUACAUUCCUGACCAGGCACAUCAGGUGGAGCAGUUUCUGUUGAAAAUUAUGUUCUCUGUCUUACAAGAGGCUAGCCACUUAUCAGAUCAACUGCUGGAUACAGUAUUACUGCCUUUAAUAGAACCACAUAAAUCGGAUGAGCCUUUGGUGUAUUCGUUCAUUUGUAAACUGAUCCAGAAAUCAAGUCAAUAUUUGGAACCGUUUCUACGACAUUUCUUCAAUGGUAUACUAGUGAAUGGUGAGGAGUCUGACAGUGCAGUGGCUGAUUCAUUAUAUGAACUAAUCCCUCAGUUAUAUUCCAUUGAUAAUUAUUUAUUAUUAUUAAUACUACCACAGCUGGAAUGGAAACUGCAAUCAGUUGAUGUUGAGGUGAGGUCAAAGGUCACUCAGUUGUUGGGUCCCAUGUUCUCAGCCCCUGGGUCUAAACUAUCCACUGAGAACAGUCAGCUCUUUCACUCCUACCUGGGAAGGUGUCAGGAUUUCAGUCCCAGCAUUCGUUUGGAGGUUGUUAAAGAGUGUAAGUCACUGCUGCUAAACCAUCCACACUUGAGGGAUGAGCUCACAGAGAAACUAUUGCCAAGAGUGGUGGAUCAGGAUGAGAAGGUUCGAAUGGAAGUUGUCAAGUCGAUUUUGGACGCAGCAACUGAAGAUCUAACUUGCAUUGAUGAAAGGUUGCUUGACUCGUUGCAGCACAGAAUGAGAGAUAAAAAGUGGCCGGUUAGAAAAUAUACGAUGAUGUCACUAGUUAAGUUAUACAAAAACAAUUUGAGUAAUGAGAGAUUACAGUGGAUACCACGUAAACUACUACAUUCCUUCCAUCAACCGUUCCAAGACGACAAAAUAUGCAUAACGAGGUGCUUGAAUAGUUGUAUUAUACCAGCUGGUGCCGAGAUUAAUGAGAAGAUUGAUAGACUCCUCCAUAUUUGUUAUACUAAUGAUGAGUCAGCUAAUAGGAGCCUUAUUGACAUUCUGAAUACUCAAAAAACAAUAAGAGAACACUUGCUUUCAAUAGUCAGUGCAACAGACGAGGAGAAUGAAAUUAGUGACGAAGAAAGGAAGAAAAUAGUAGCAGUGAAAUCAGCUGCGAUUGCUGGAUGUUUACCAGACCCCCUGAAGACUCAGGCCAGUCUAAGGGAGUUACCUAGUGAUGAAGUAUUGAUGAAGAAACUAGCUGAUAGUAUUGAUGUGACUAAAGAUCAUCAGAGCCUCACUAAAGCAAAGACUGAAGUAUAUUUACAUGUAUCUGAUAACCAACCUCUUGUUGAACUCUUGAAGAUGUUGCAUGAUGUUUCAUCACCAGUCCUCAUUAACAGAGACUGUGCAGUAGCUCUCUCUAACAGAAUCUACAAGGAGAUGAGUAAUCCUUCAUUACUGCAGUCUGAGGAGGAUGAGUUAGAGGAGCAGGAGAAAUGCAAGAAAGGACUACAAUUAUUGAAAGUGCUAUCUGGUAUUGAGAGGGCGUGGUUUCAUGACGAAGAACUGUUGCAGAAUGUAAUGUCUUUAUUAAGACAUAAGGACAAUGAAAUAGUACAAAAUUCACUGCUAAUUCUUCAUAAUAUUGGUUCAGUUAUUAAUGACACUUUUACUAGCAUAUCAAGUGUUCUCUCUCCGUUAUUAUUCCAGUUAGCUUGUAAAAGUUCACCCAAAUCUGCCAAGUUAGCAGUACAAUGUCUCAUCUCUAUUUAUCCAAACAACAAGAGUAAUUUCGAAAGGCUUUAUGAGAUGCUAGUAGAUGGGUUGGAUUUAGGAUCAGUUCAUCUCGAAUCAGUGUUAAAAUCACUGAGCGUGUUAGCGGAAAACAGACACCCCAUCUUUGAGAAGCACAGGAAUGACGUAAUCGUGAGAUUUGCAGUUAAAAAGAUCCUUGAGCAGGAGGUUGAUGAAGAUGAGAUUGAAGAGGAGGAAAGUGAAGUUUUGAACUUAUGGUCUCCCGACUCUGACCUAUCAGUGGACACUAGACUAAGGAUUGCUUCAAUGAAGUUAUUAGUGUCUUGGAUUGCUUUGUUGCGUUGUAAUAAUAAGAAAUCAAUUUACAAAACUCAACUGUAA